Molecule: messenger RNA, 4985 nt
Organism: Ziziphus jujuba (common jujube)
Lineage: Eukaryota; Viridiplantae; Streptophyta; Magnoliopsida; Rosales; Rhamnaceae
Product: disease resistance protein RPV1
Exons: 4
Coding region: 427-4866 (1479 amino acids)
Biological process (GO): signal transduction; defense response
Molecular function (GO): protein binding; ADP binding
Source: RefSeq, a predicted model, not a curated record
AUAAAAACAAGAUUUUUUUUUUUUUGUUUUUUGGGCAGCUUAAAAAGAAAUGUUUUGAAUAUGAAUAUGGUACUGCUGUAGCUGUUGUAAUGAGAAACGUUUUUAUUAUUAUUAUUAUUUUUUUUUGGGGGAAAAAGCAAAAUGUUUUGAUUUACUAGUAUAGCAGUACAAGAAGAAAAUAUAAACCCAGAAAAAUUACGAGAAAAUAUUAAUAUAUAUACAUUAUCAAACUACAGUUUCACUCACGCAUAAAUCAGGAUGGUAUUUACUUUGUUUCUUUGUACACGCAUUCUUUCAUGGAGAAUCUGACUUUUCUUCACCUGAAAAAACUGUACGGCGUUUGAUCACUACAAAAAUACACGGCAAAGCCACCGUGCAUAUAAACAACAACCAUUACCGCUGGCGUUUUCUGCAAACAAACGAAAAAUGGCAACCCACAACGACUCCGUUUCUUCUUCUUCUUCUUCUUCUUCUUCUUCUUCUUCUUCUUCUUCUGCAACUCAAGGGGGUGCUUUCAGGCUUCGUUGGGAUGUGUUUUUGAGCUUCAGAGGCGAAGACACCCGCCACAAGAUCACCACAAACAUCUACCAGUCUCUUCUGAAGUAUGGCGUCCGAGUCUUCUUAGACGACGACGGCUUGAAUCGCGGAGACGAAAUCGCUCCGAGUCUACUUGAAGCCAUCGAUGACUCGGCCGCUUCGAUCGUCGUUUUCUCGCCCAGAUACGCCGACUCUCACUGGUGUCUGGAGGAGCUGGCUAAGAUUUGCGAGUGCCGGAGACUGAUCCUUCCGGUUUUCUACGGAGUCAGUCCCUCUGAUGUUCGGCGGCAGAGAGGACCUUACGAAAAGCAUUUCAGAGUUCAUGAAGAAAGGUUCGGAAACGACAGGGUUUUGAGGUGGAGGAAUGCCAUGGCGAAAAUUGGUGGCAUUUCUGGUUUCGAUUUGUGGGUUUUCAGGAGCAGUGAGGAAACAGAAAAGAUUCAAUCCUUAGUCAAAAGGGUCUUGAAGGAAAUAAGCAAUACCCCAAUGGGUGUGGCUGCUUACGCUGUUGGACUUGAUUCCCGUGUUGAGAAGUGCAUGAAAUUGUUAGAUGUUAAAUCAAAUGGCAUUCGAGUUCUGGGAUUGUUUGGUAUAGGUGGGGUUGGCAAGACAACCCUUGCAAAGGCUCUCUUUAAUAAACUUGUAGGUCACUUUGAGUUCCACAGUUUCAUAUCAAGUGUUAGAGAAAAAUCAACGAAGGGAGAUGGUAUUAUGUCUCUUCAAAAUGAGCUUAUUAAUUGUCUUUCCCCUGAUAUGGCUCCUGUAAGUGAGGUCAAUUCUGGUAUUACUGCAAUCAAAGUCGGAUUAAAUAACAAGCGACUUCUUCUUGUUUUAGAUGAUCUUGAUAAUGUAAGCCAAGUAAAUGCUCUGAUUGGGAAAAGACAAUGGUUUUUUGAAGGAAGUCGAAUUAUUAUCACCACAAGAGAUAGAGAGGUGUUUCCUGAUAAUCUUGCUACUGAAUGGUAUGAAGUCACAGAGUUGAAUGAAUCUGAGGCUCUACAACUAUUUAGUUACCAUGCAAUGAGAAGAGAGAAGCCAAUAGAUGAAUUUUCUGAUAUGUCUAAGCAAAUUGUGUCUCUCACAGGAUCAUUACCAUUGGCUGUGGAAGUCUUUGGUUCUUUCCUAUUUGAUAAGAGAAGAAUAGAGGAAUGGGAGGAUGCUCUCAACAAACUGAAGAAGAUUCGUCCACAUAACCUUCAGGAUGUUCUAAAGAUAAGUUAUGAUGGGUUAGAUGAGGAAGACAAGUGUAUAUUUCUGGACAUUGCAUGCCUAUUUGUUCGUAUGGAAAUGAAGAGAGAAUAUGUAAUCGACAUUUUGAAAGGAUGUGGUUAUGAGGCCGAGAUAGCAAUCAUGAACUUCACAGCAAAGUUACUCAUUAAGAUUAAUGAAGAUAACAUUUUGUGCAUGCACGAUCAAAUUAGAGACAUGGGACGACAGAUCGUCAGACAAGAAAAUUUUCUUGAUCCUUGCAUGCGUAGUAGACUGUGGGAUCGUGAUGAAAUUCUGACUGUCUUCCAGGAUGACAAGCGUGGCAAAUAUAUACAAGGGAUUGUCCUAGACAUCAAACGAAAACACAUGGUGAAGGAUCCUAGUGGUGCCAGACUAUCUUGGCAAAACCUCUUAAGAACCCCCAAUUUCACUUCUACCAUUACCUAUUUAAGGGAAAGUUACAAAGAAUACAAGCAAGAACAAGAAAAGAAAAAGAGAGAGGUAUCAAUUAGCUCUAAACCACUUGGAACAAUGCUCCACCUCAGAAUGCUUCAAAUAGAUUAUGUCAACAUUGAAGGGAAGCUGAAAAAUCUACCUGAUGAAUUGAAGUGGCUGCAGUGGAAAGGGUGUCCUUUGAGAUAUCUUCCUUCUAAUUUUUGUCCUCAGGGACUUGCUGUCCUUGAUCUUUCAGACAGCAAAAUAGAAAGAAUUUGGGAUUGGCAUGGUAGCAAGGUGGGUGGUAAGUUGAAGGUAUUGAAUCUUAGCGAAUGCACAAAUCUAGCAGCUAUUCCUAAUUUAUCUGGGAAUAGAACCUUGGAGAAGCUUAUUCUUGAAAAUUGCAAAGGAUUGGUUAAGGUCCAUGAAUCUUUAGGGAAUCUGAAUACAUUGCUUCACUUGAAUUUGAGAGGCUGUUCAAAUCUUGUUAAACUCCCUACUGAUGUCUCUGGCCUAAAACGAAUUGAGAACCUUAUCCUCUCUGGCUGUUCAAAAUUGAAAGAACUGCCAGAAAACAUAGACAGCCUGCAAUGUUUGAAGGAGCUUCUGGUUGAUGAAACUGCAAUAGAAAACCUUCCUGAAUCCAUUUUCCGCCUUACGAAGCUCGAAACACUUGACUUAAAUCGUUGCAGACUUUUGAAAAGACUACCCCAGAGCAUAGGAAAGCUACAUUCUCUGAAAGAACUCUCCCUUAAUAGCACCGGGUUAGAAGAAUUGCCGAAUUCAAUUGGAUCGCUGGCAAGCCUUGAGAAACUUAGCGUGAUGUGGUGUUCAUCAUUGACUGUACUUCCUGAUUCCAUUGGAAAUCUCAAGUCGUUAACGGAGUUGUUUAUUUUGGCCAGUCCAAUUAAAGAAAUACCUUGUGUUGGUUCGUUACCAAAUUUGAAGAACUUAUCAGUAGGAAAGGGACAAGCUUUAACCAAAUUGCCUGAUGAGAUUGGAAGAUUAGAUUCCAUUGUUGUGCUUGAGAUGGUUGAGACAUCAAUUAAAACUCUGCCUGAUCAGAUUGGAGAGUUGAAACUACUUGAGAAACUUGAGAUGAUGAAAUGUAGAUGUCUCAGAUUAUUACCAGAAUCGAUUGGAAGUCUAUCGAGGCUAACUACUUUAGUCUUAUUUGAAGCACAGAUUACUGAGUUGCCUGAAUCGAUUGGGAUGUUAGAAAACCUUGUAAUGCUAAAACUGACCAAUUGUAAAAAGCUCCAUAAGCUUCCGGGUUCAAUAGGAAAAUUAAAGUCCUUGCACCGCCUCUUGAUGGAUAAUACCGGGGUGACAGAAUUACCUGAAAGCUUUGGAAUGCUUUCAAGCUUAAUGACAUUACGUAUGGCAAAGAAGCAUCCUAGUAAUAGCGAGGGUACAGAGGAACCAAUUGGUAGUUCACAAGGGAAAGUUAUGCUCCCAAACUCUUUCUCAAACCUGUCUUUGCUAGAAGAAUUUGAUGCUCGAGGUUGGAAAAUAUGUGGUAAAAUCCCCGAUGAUUUUGAGAAGUUGUCAUCACUAGAGAUUUUGAAACUUGACCGCAAUAAUUUUUGCAGCCUUCCCUCUAGCCUGAGAGGGCUGUCCAUUCUCAAGAUGCUUCUUUUGCCUCAUUGCAAAGAGCUCAAAUGCCUCCCUCCACUUCCCUCAAGUUUGCUAAAGGUGGAUGUUGCAAACUGUAGUUCAUUAGAGUAUAUCUCAGACCUUUCGAACUUGGAGAGCUUGGAGGAACUGAAUGUUACCAAUUGUGAGAAAGUUAAGGAUAUUCCAGGCCUUGAAUGCUUGAACUCCUUGAGAGAGUUAUACAUGAGUUGUUGCAGUUCUUGCUAUUUGGUAAUUAGGAAAAGGCUUGCUAAUGUUCUCUCUGUCUCUUUCUCUCUCUCUCUCUUCAAAAUUUCAUCUAUUAUAAAAAUGAAGAAAUAUUUUAAGUCUUGUUUAAACAUUUCGUUGCAGAGCUCAAUGAGGAAACUACGCAAUUUGAGUAUGCCUGGGAGCAGGAUUCCGGAUUGGUUAUCACAAGAUGUGAUUAGAUUCUCAGAACGCAGAAACCGUGCUGUCAAAGGAGUGAUUAUAGGUGUAGUCAUCUCUCUCAACCAUCAAGUACCAGAUGACUUCAGAGAUCAUCUUCCUGCAGUAGUUGAUAUUCAAAUAGAGAUCCUCAAACUGGAUUAUCCCAUAUUCACUAGAACGUUGGAAUUGAAAGGGAUACCAAGUAGUGAUGAAGAUCAACUACACUUGUGUCGGUAUUCUGUUGUUAAUGAUCCCUUGAUUUCCUUUUUGAAAGAUGGCUAUCACAUACGGGUAACAAGGAAAAAUCCACCGAUUAUGAAGGGAAUUGAGCUGAAAAGAUAUGGGAUUCAUUUGGUUUAUGAAGGUGACGAUGAUUAUGAGGGAGAUGAAGAAUUAUUAAAAGAAAACCAGCAAUCUAUUUCAGAAAAACUGGCAAAUUUUUUCAAGAAUUUAAAAGAAGAUGAACCUGCUUCUGAAUCCAGUAGUAAAAUUGAGAGUGAAGUCCAAGAGAUUGAGAGAACAGAACAAAGAACCUCCUCAGCAGGCAGAGGAUAUUUUGUCUCUGUUUUCAAUGUUCUUCCAUUUAUAUUUAUUUUGUUCGCUUGGUUUUACUUAUCAACUUCAUCACCAUACACUCAUUAGUUAUACAAACUCUCGGUCACAUAUGUUUUCUGUUUAGCAAAUGUGUAAAUAUAUUCCUCAAGAUUGAUCUUUAUUCUAUUUAUUGGUGAAUGUAAAAUAAAACCUCACACAUAAGAAAA